Messenger RNA from Lucilia cuprina (Australian sheep blowfly), 437 nucleotides. RefSeq lists its product as uncharacterized. The coding region runs from base 130 to 435 and encodes 101 amino acids. Lineage: Eukaryota; Metazoa; Arthropoda; Insecta; Diptera; Calliphoridae. The record is from RefSeq and is a predicted model, not a curated record. Gene Ontology annotation, cellular component: ribonuclease P complex. Gene Ontology annotation, biological process: tRNA 5'-leader removal. The transcript has 2 exons.
AAAACUCCCGUUGUGACAGCAAAACAUAACCUCACAAAAAACUUACAUAAAAUUUCUAAUGAAACUAUUUUGUUUUUCUAAAUAUUUUUAAAAUAAAACCGAAAUAAGUUGCAGAAAGGCAACUAAAUAAUGAACAAUUAUCAUUAUUUGGACGUGGAAUUGAAACUCAGAGAAAACUCUACUGCCGUUGUUACACCUGCAUAUUUUCAAGGUAGCAUAGAAACAUCCUUAACAGAUUUCUUUGGAGAGAUAGGAGGUCAAACAGAGUUAGAAUUGAUAAAAUUUGAUGGUGAUCUAAAGCGCGGCAUACUCAAAGUACCACAAGCAUUUUCUAGCCAAACAAAAGCUGCCAUUACAUUAAUUGGUCGUUUCCAAGAUAUACCCUGUCAUUUUCAAAUUUUGAAAACAUCUACACAACCUUUAGAUUUGGCAUAAAC